AUGUCCACCAUAGACACAAAUAGCACUGCAUUAGAAUUCUAUAGAAAGGCAUUGAAUUUUAAUGUUAUAGGAAGAUAUGAUCCUAAAAUUAAACAAUUGUUAUUUCAUACACCACAUGCUUCCAUCUACAAAUGGGAUUUCCACAAAGAUGAAUGGAAUAAAUUAGACUACCAAGGUGUAUUGGCCAUAUAUUUAAGAGAUAUUGGUGAUGGGACUAACAUUCUACCUAGUUAUGAAGAUAAUGAUAAUCAGCUUUUACAAGAAAAUGUUGCAAAUAUUAAUAAUAACACAAUAAAUUUAAAUCAGAAAACUAUUUUAAAGAAUGCAAAUAAAAAUGGUUGUUAUAGUACACAACAAAACAGUAGUGGUUCAGUAUUACAAGGAAAAGAUAUAUAUAACUACGGACUAAUAGUGUUAAAUAGGAUCAAUCCUGAUAAUUUUUCAAUGGGAAUUGUACCCAAUAGCGUUAUAAAUAAGCGAAAAAUAUUUGAUCCAGUUGAAGAUGCAAAGAAUCCAUUAGAACUUAUAGGUGUUGAAGUCAAAGAUGAUUUAGUUAUCAUUAAGAAUUUAAAGCAUGAAGUAUAUGGAAUAUGGAUACACACUGUCGCAGAUAGACAGAAUAUUUAUGAAUUAAUUAAAUAUUUAUUGGAGAACGAACCAAAGGAUUCGUUUGCUUAA
Messenger RNA from Arxiozyma heterogenica, 678 nucleotides. RefSeq names its product Dcp1p (gene DCP1). The record is from RefSeq and is a predicted model, not a curated record. The transcript has a single exon. Gene Ontology annotation, biological process: positive regulation of catalytic activity; deadenylation-independent decapping of nuclear-transcribed mRNA; deadenylation-dependent decapping of nuclear-transcribed mRNA. Bases 1 to 678 code for a protein of 225 amino acids. Gene Ontology annotation, molecular function: enzyme activator activity; mRNA binding. NCBI's taxonomy places the organism in Eukaryota, Fungi, Ascomycota, Saccharomycetes, Saccharomycetales, Saccharomycetaceae. Gene Ontology annotation, cellular component: P-body.